This is a messenger RNA of Cotesia glomerata, 2616 nucleotides long. RefSeq lists its product as uncharacterized. Gene Ontology annotation, biological process: apoptotic process involved in development; engulfment of apoptotic cell; phosphatidylserine exposure on apoptotic cell surface. Bases 943 to 2544 code for a protein of 533 amino acids. Lineage: Eukaryota; Metazoa; Arthropoda; Insecta; Hymenoptera; Braconidae. Gene Ontology annotation, cellular component: plasma membrane. The transcript has 7 exons. The record is from RefSeq and is a predicted model, not a curated record.
AGUAAAAUGACUAGAAAGCGAAUCAAUAAAUUAGCGGCCAUUGUCAAGUGUCAUAUAUACAUAUAUUAAAUAAUAUAUAUACAUAUGUAUUCCAACUCUCGACAAAUCCUUAUCCGUGGGAGCGAAUUUACUCAAACAUCGACCACCAAACAGGUAUCAAGUCAAGUCCAAGUACGUGUACUUAGUUUUAGUACAUAGGACAUAGCGGUACCGAUGCGACACCGGCCGUCAGUCGCAACCAGCACCAGCACCAUCAGUAUCCAGCAUUGAAGUGAAACAUUACUUAUAUCUUGGAACGUAGCAGGAAAAUUAAGCCAAGUCCUCGAUGUAAGCCAGCAGUCUUCAUUUUAUUCAGUUGUGUCUGUCACGGACAUUAACCAUUUCAUAAUUGUAAUUAUUGUUGUUAUUAUUAUUGGAUGUAAACACAUGGAUUCGUACAAGUGUGAGGAUACAGAGUCUUUUAUCAUUAUAACUGUACCGCGGUUAAAGCCAUUAUUUUCACCUGGUGUGCGCGCUUAUCAAGUGCAAUUAUAAAUCAUUAACACAACCGGGUAAUUAUUUUAUUAAUUAAAAGGUAUUUAGCAAGCUAAAUGUCACAAAAAAUUAAUUAUGAUAAGUGACAAGUGCUGCUAAAAAAAAAAAGUGUGCUUAAUUGUUCGAUAAAUAAAAGACUGCUCCGAUUUAAAAAGUAUUAGACAUAUUUAUAAAUACCAAAUGAAAAUUCAGCUAAUUAACUACGAUUAAGUGAUUAAUAAGGUGAUUCAUAUUUAUCAUCAGCAUUAUUUACAAUAAAGAUAAAACAACGUAACGUGUGAUAAAUUAUAAGACACUAAUGUUUUACAUAACUAUUUUUACUUUAUCCGUAGCAACAGUGAUAGUGAUAAAAAUUAAAUAGCAUUUAAUUAAUUACCGUAAUUGUAUUUAUAUUAAGUAAUAAGAAAAAUGGCAAUGGCACUGGAGCCGAUUUGUGAUAAAAAAUCAACGAGAUGUCUAAAAAUUCCGCUCAAGUCUACGGAACAAAUUUACCUUGUAUUUUUAAUACCGACGAUAGUCAGCUGCUGUAUUUACAUGAUAAACUUCUCGAGUGACCUGGUGGUGGCGAUUCAGCAUUUUCGAGAGAACAACCCAAUAUGGGGUGGCUUGACCAUCGGGUUGAUGUAUGCUCCCGCGGUGGCUUAUUUCGUGCUAACAGUCUCCAGACCCGACUGGUGGAUGACUGAGGACCAAAAAGUCACCAAGGGUGUGAUUGCCUGGUUCUUUAUUCAGCUGUGUCAGCUUGUUGCUUUUCCAUUUUUUGCUUUAUACAGAUUCGCUGGUCAAAUAGUUGUGAUAAUAGAUGCAAUAUUAUUGAGCGGUGAUGAAAGAAAUAAAUCAUUGAGUGUUGCUGCUGCACCAGCGGCUAUUGAAUUGUAUUUUUUUUUACAAUCGUGGUUUCAAGCUGCACCUCAAGCUAUUUUUCAGAUCCAUUUACUAUUAAGGGAGCGUUAUACUGAUCGUACAUAUCAGUCAAUUGUCGUUCAAGUACUCUGUAUUUUUAUGUCAAUUGUUGUAUUGGCAGUCCAAACUGCAUCGUUUCAAAGAUUUGAAAGUCAAAGAGCUAAUGGUCGUCGAUUACCAUGGGCAAUGUGGUUGAAAAAAUAUCAAUUGCAGGAACUUGGAAAUUUGGAUGAAAACAAACCAUUAAAACCACCAUCAUCACAAAACCAGGAUAUAAAUUUGAACCCUUCAGCAUUAUCAUCAAAACUAUCAAUAAUUCAGGAGACUGAAUUGACCCGCGUGACCCUGGAGCGGCAAAUAUCAUCAACACCACCAUUACCACCAAAAAAUGCUCAAAUAAUUCCGCCACCAGCCCCGUUGAGAGGAAUAACCAGCGUGACACCUCUGCCAGUUCCAGAAAUGCAAGCACCACCUCGUCCGGACUCAGUAAUCCGGGAGUCUUUGGAAGCCGAGACAGCCGCCGAAGACCCGGGAAAGUCCACCGAGAGGAUAGUCAACGACGAGUCGAGUCCUCAAGCGCCGAGUCGCUGGCGCAGUUUGCGCCUUCCUCGUCGCAUCGACUCAAUAAAAAUCGUCGAGGAAGACGACCCGGUGGGAAAAUUUGUUGCAUUUAUCUGGUGGUUCUUCUUCAUUCUCGCUCGUGUAUUCGCAAUAGCUCUGUUCUAUGAGUUUUACCCUCUCUGGCUCGCGGGAGUUAUCGCGGUACACUACGCGGUAAUGCUCAGCUAUUUAUUUUAUUACGCAAAAGACUUCAACAUCACAACGUUUAUUGUUAAUCUGUGGCUCGGCUCAGUUUAUAUAGUUAGUAUUAUCGAGUACCGCAUCAAGUUCAAGUAUGCCGACAAGUGGCUGCUAUUUUAUCACAUAUUUGUUAUUUUGCAAAAUACAGUAAUGACCGUGACUUGGUUCACCCUCGAAGACUGGGACAGUUUCUGGUACACUUAUAUGUUUUACGCUAUUUUUAUCAGUAUGGGUCUUUGCAUUCUAUCAGUUGGUGUAUAUCAUGCCAUUCUGAAACCAAAACAACGCCGUAUUUAUGCGAGUUAAUUAUUUAUUCUUUUAAUUUGGUGGAUAUUAAUUUGGGGGAACACCACUGUGACGAUCGAAAAAAAAAAAUUA